AUGUCCUCCUACGAUGAAAGUGCAGGUGCUGACGACACCAUGGACAGCUUCUGGGAGGUAGGAAACUACAAGCGUGCUGUCAAGAGAUUUGAUGACGGCCAUAGACUCUGCAAUGACCUUAUGGGAUGCCUGCAGGAGCGUGCGAAAAUAGAGAAGGCCUAUGGUGAUCAGCUAACAGCCUGGUCCAAGAGAUGGAGACAGCUCAUAGAAAAAGGCCCACAGUAUGGCUCUGUGGAGAGAGCCUGGCUGGCUGUGAUGACUGAGGCAGAGAAGGUCAGCGAGCUGCACCAGGAGGUGAAGAAUGGCCUGAUGAAUGAGGACGUAGAGAAAGUUAAAAACUGGCAAAAGGAGGCUUACCACAAGCAAAUGAUCGGAGGCUUCAAAGAAGCCAAGGAGGCCGAGGAAGGCUUCAAAAAGGCCCAGAAACCAUGGGCCAAAAAACUGAAGGAGAUGGAGGCAGCUAAGAAGACCUACCACAUGGCCUGUAAAGAGGAGAAGCUGGCUGCCACACGAGAGGCCAAUGGCAAAACUGAGGCCUCUGUCACACCAGACCAGCAGAAGAAACUCCACGAGAAAGUGGAUAAAUGCAAACAUGAUGCGCAGAAGGCAAAGGAGAAGUAUGAGAAGUCCCUGGAUGAACUGAGCAAGUGCACCCCGCAGUACAUGGACAGCAUGGAGCAGGUGUUUGACCAGUGUCAGCAGCAUGAGGUGAAGAGACUGACCUUCCUCAAGGAGGCCCUGCUGGACAUCAAGCGUCACCUCAACCUCACGGAGAACCAAAGCUAUGCCACCGUAUACAGAGAACUUGAGCGCACAGUUCUGGGUGCAAACACUCAAGAGGACUUGAAGUGGUUCAGCAACAACCACGGCCCGGGAAUGCAUAUGAACUGGCCAGCAUUUGAGGAGUACAACCCAGACCAGGCCAAUGCUCCCCUAAAGAAAAAGAAGCCAGAUGGAGCCCCGCCCACCCCCAGCACUGACCAUGUGGCUCCACCUGGUGACCGGAGCAGCGUGAGCAGCUAUGAUAAGAAUCAAGCUUACUCAACCGAGUGGUCCGAUGAUGAACAGCCGGCUGCCUACUCAGGCAAUGAAAACGGUGGGAAUGGAAACUCGUUCGAGGACGAUUCGAGCACUGGGAAAGGGGUCCGCGUGCGUGCUCUGUAUGACUAUGAGGGACAGGAGCAAGAUGAGCUGUCAUUCAAAGCAGGUGACGAACUGACCAAGACCGAAGAGGAAGACGACCAGGGCUGGUGUAGAGGACGCCUGGACAAUGGCCGAGAGGGACUGUACCCAGCCAAUUACGUAGAGCCCAUCUAG
This is a messenger RNA of Lampris incognitus (smalleye Pacific opah), 1317 nucleotides long. RefSeq names its product protein kinase C and casein kinase substrate in neurons 1a (gene pacsin1a). NCBI's taxonomy places the organism in Eukaryota, Metazoa, Chordata, Actinopteri, Lampriformes, Lampridae. The transcript has 9 exons. Bases 1 to 1317 code for a protein of 438 amino acids. Gene Ontology annotation, cellular component: plasma membrane; cytoplasm; endosome. The record is from RefSeq and is a predicted model, not a curated record. Gene Ontology annotation, biological process: positive regulation of dendrite development; neuron projection morphogenesis; plasma membrane tubulation. Gene Ontology annotation, molecular function: phospholipid binding; protein binding.